This is a messenger RNA of Misgurnus anguillicaudatus (oriental weatherfish), 2942 nucleotides long. It is a transcript of the gene sh3kbp1, whose product is annotated as SH3-domain kinase binding protein 1. Gene Ontology annotation, molecular function: protein binding. Gene Ontology annotation, biological process: cell migration; actin filament organization. NCBI's taxonomy places the organism in Eukaryota, Metazoa, Chordata, Actinopteri, Cypriniformes, Cobitidae. The record is from RefSeq and is a predicted model, not a curated record.
UUCUAGAGCGCCCACUGAGCGCAGUGACGGCAGGCUGGAGUUCGUAAAGCGACGGAGGCAAAAUUGCUAGGCGCCGUGCGGCUGGGGCAACAUCCAGAUCAUCUCAUUCCCCUUUUCAUUGUUGCCCCUGCCCCCUUUGCCCUUUUAAUGAGGGUUAAACUAAUCUUAAAGAAAUAUGCUUAGAGCCCGCGUUCCUUCCUUGUAAAUGAUCGUUGGCAGUGCUUGAGUCAGCGGGUUCGCAUCUCCUGAAAGUAGCGGAUUUCUCUCUUUCUCUCAACGUUGAAAAUAUCGCUCUCCUAGACAAACGCGUCGAGUAAACAAGUUCAUAAAUGGUGGAAGCCAUUGUGGAGUUUGAGUACCAGGCCCAGCACGAUGACGAGUUGACCAUCGCUGUCGGUGACAUCAUCAGCAACAUCAGGAAGGAUGAAGGGGGCUGGUGGGAAGGGGAGCUGGACGGUCGAAGGGGUGUCUUCCCCGACAAUUUCGUCAGGGAGAUUAAAAAGGACUCUAAAAAGGAGGUAAAGAAGGAGUCGAGUUUGGCCGGAUCCAAAUCAGACCUGUCCAAUGGCAGUGCAAGCCCAAAAUCAGAGCCGAGCCUCAGAUCAGCCAAGAAAGGUGAGGCGAUACGAAAACGACGUUGCAAAGCUGCCUUUAGCUACGCGCCACAGAAUGAAGAUGAGCUGGAGCUGAAGAUCGGAGAUGUUAUCGAGAUUCUGGGAGAAGUGGAGGAGGGCUGGUGGGAAGGCAGUCUGGAUGGGAAAACUGGAAUGUUCCCCUCAAAUUUCACCAAGGAGCUGUUCAAUGAGACAGAGGACCUGACCCCACAGGACGACUCCCGAAGCACAAAAACCAGUAUAAAGGACAGCACUGGUUCAGAGAGUGACGGCGGGGAAACUAGCAGUUUACGGUCUGAUACUGGCAGCGUGUCUUCAGCCUCUGAGAUUCAACCCAAAAAGGUUCGGGGGUUUGGCUUCGGGGACAUCUUCAAAGAUCAACCCAUCAAACUCCGUCCACGAUCCAUGGACAUGGAUAGUGAGGCAGAGAAGACUCAAAUGGUGAAGAAAGUGGCGCCAGCCAUUGCCCAGGAAACCAUGAAGGCAGAGCCGGAGAACAAGACCAAAGCCAAGGAGUUUUGCAAAGUUAUUUUCCCGUACGAUGCUCAGAACGAAGAUGAGAUGACAAUCAAAGAGGGAGAUGUUGUUACGAUUAUCAGUAAGGAUUGCGCAGAUGCCGGUUGGUGGCUUGGAGAGCUGAACGGCAAACAGGGAGUUUUUCCGGACAACUUUGUGAAGUUAUUUAUUCCUGAAGUAGAGAAAGAGAGACCUAAGAAACCCCCUCCACCAGCGGCACCGACCACUAAACACAUCACAGACAAAAAGACAGAGGCGAAAAAGGUCCCACCAGAACGGCCCGAAUUUCUCCCACACAGAUCCGAAGAUAAAAGUGAUGAGACGAAGUUGCCAGAGAUUGCGAAGCCCUCCCUUCCAGCUGUCCUUCCAAAGAAGCCCCUCCCACCGAAGAACAACAACAACUCUACCAAUCGACCGGCAUCUCUGCCGCCCAAACGCCCGGAGAGACCAGCAGUGCCCAAUAUACCGUGUGACAGUCCAAAGUCUGAAAGCAGUGUAACCGCUGACCGAGGCUCCACAGAUAAACCCAUAGAUAUCGAUGUAGAAGACUUCGACUCCAUCAUCUUGUCCACAGAGAAGCUGAGCCAUCCGACGGCAUCGCGUCCGCGUGUGACGGACCGACGGCCACGGUCGCAGGUCUUCGCGUCUUCCUCUCUCUCUAGUCCUGACCUCCUGGACUCCCCAUCUCCAGAGGAGGAGAGGAGAGACAAGGAGGAACAUGACCCAUUCACUCCUAAAACUAUUGACAACUCCAAGAAGAUGCCCAAGGCAGUGCCAGUCAUUACAGCACGCGAGAAAACACCUCUGCCUCCCAAGCCCACCGUUCCAUCCUCAUCCGGUUCCAGUGGUCCUUCUCUCCAACAGGGCAUCGCUAGUCUACGGCCCCAUUCUCCUGAUGCCAAAGGGAAAAACGAACAGGGCGCCGCCACACUGGAGGAACUCAAAGCACAAUUACGAGAGCUGAGAGGAACCGUGGAGCUGAUGAAGAGCCAGCACAAACAAGAAAUCAAGCAGCUGGUUAGUGAGCUGGAUGAAGAAAAGAGGAUUCGUAUAUCACUGCAGAUGGAAGUGGAGCAGAUUAAGAAAUCCCUGUCCAAAUGAACUCUGGAUGAAGAAAUGACAUGAAGGAUUGGGCUGAGAUCUCUGACUGUGCCAAAAAAAGAACAAACAUUUAUCAGAACAACUGCUUAAAAACAACCCCCAUUUCACUUUUACUUUUGUUUGUGUGCUUGUGUUUAAAGAAGCUUGUUUUUUUGCGCGUUAUGCUCGAACCGGGCACUGAUUCGCUGACCCAUUGCCUGGAUGUGGCCUUACUGUGGGUCAUGUGACUCAAAGGUGAUGAGGGCCCGCACCUGAAGACAGGUGAUGUUGGUUGCCGUGGGGAUUAGCUGGUCUUCUGCACAACAAUGACUCAGUUACCCCAGUACUCUCUCUGGUACUGCCUCUGAACGUAAAUCAGAGAAAACGUCUAAUGAAGAGAUCGAAUCAAAUGAAGAGAGAUCGGUGCAUUUCAAAUACUGUUCACCUUAAUUUCGUUUCUUUAGCCUAUGAGGCCUUCUGUUAUUUUAUUAUAUGCAAAGGUGCGUUUAAAUUCACACCUCUUGCGGAUUUCAAAGCAACCCAACACUGAGGCCUUGUUUAUUUGGAACGUUCCAAACUUUUCUUUCGUUUCUGUUUCACUUAUGUUGGUCAUCAUGACAAUGAGAAAACUCACAUUUUCUUUUCUUCGAAAUCUAUAUAUACUUUUAUAUUUUAAUGUACUAAAUGCAAUUAUGUGUGCAGAUUUUAUUAAAAAAAAUCAUUGAAAAAGUU